AUGGUGGGCAUUCCUGGCCUGGAAGCUUUUCACUUCUGGAUCGGCAUCCCGCUCUGCCUCAUCUACAUGGUGACUUUGGUGGGGAACAUCAUUGUGGUCUUGGUCAUCAAGAUGGAGCCUGAUCUCCACAAGCCCAUGUUCUUCUUCCUCAGCAUGCUGGCCAUAAAUGACCUGCUCCUCAGCACCACCAUUCUGCCCAAGAUGCUGGGCAUCAUGUGGAUGGGCUCAAGGGAGAUUGGCUUCAGCGCCUGCCUGCUUCAGAUGUACUUGGUCCACACCCUCUCCAUGGUGGACUCUGCCAUCUUGUUGGCCAUGGCCUUCGACCGCUAUGUGGCCAUCUGCCGCCCACUGCACUACGCAACCAUCCUCAGCAACACGGCAGUUGCCAAGAUGGGAUUGGCAGCUGCUGCCCGAGGGGUGAUAUUGGUCAUCCCCUGCCCUGUACUUCUCAAGAGGUUGCCCUAUUGCUUCCACAAGGUCAUCCCACAUGCCUACUGUGAACACAUGGCCGUGAUCAAGCUGUUCACAUGUGCCAAUACAUUUAUCAACCGGACCUACGGCAUUUCUGUGGCACUCUUGGUGGUGGGGAUGGACCUGGGGCUCAUUGCCACAUCCUACGCUAUGAUCCUGCAGGCCGUCUUCCAGCUGUCAUCACGAGAGGCCCGGGCCAAAGCCCUGGGCACCUGUGCUGCUCACACCUGCAUCAUCUUGGCAUUUUAUGUGCCUGGCCUCUUCACCUUCCUCACCCACCGGAUUGGCAAACACAUCCCUGCUUGCCUCCACAUCAUCCUGGCCAUCCUGUACAUCCUGCUGCCCCCCAUGCUGAACCCGCUGGUGUACGGGAUGAAGACUCAGCAGAUCCGAGAUCAGGUGCAUAAACUGAUCUCCUGAGUCCUUUGGGAGAGGGGCGGCAUAUAAGUAUAAUAAAAUAAAUAAAAAUAAAUAAAUAAGCAAGAUCAGACCUGGAGGAUCAGCCAUUAGAUGCCCCCGGCUGCUUCUCGUGAUCCUCAGUGACUAUGCCUGAUUCAAAGGAGAAGCCGGUUGGAUUUUAUUUUGGCUUUUUUUUCUUUGCUUUUUUACUUUGCUUUUUGUCUUUCACUGUGAGUUGUAUUGUGUUGGGGAGGGGGGGUUGCACGAAGGGAGGCUCAGCCAAUCUCAUCGUACACAUGUUGUACUCUGACAAUAAAGGUUUGAAUUGAAUU
Messenger RNA from Pantherophis guttatus, 1202 nucleotides. Lineage: Eukaryota; Metazoa; Chordata; Lepidosauria; Squamata; Colubridae. The record is from RefSeq and is a predicted model, not a curated record.